AUGACGAAGGAAAGGUGUCACAGAGACUUUGCUUCCAAAGUCUCCAGAGGUCAGCUACCCCUGCUCAUCAAGUAUGCCUUGAGCAUGCUGUCACAGUUUGACAUUACUGAGUCCAUUCGUAUAACAGGCAUCAUAACAGUUAAUCCAUCAGUCAGCAAAACAUUCAAGCAGUCAUUUAAUGAUGGGCCAAGAAACUCCUCUGCAAAUGAAAGUCUGGUUGAACUUUUGGAAUUAUUCCAGCUGGGCUUGCUGACAUCCUUGUACCAGUACCAGGUACCUCAGAUCAUUGAUGCAUACAUGGCAUUGUUGCUAAAAGGUCGAGAUGAACUAUUAUACAUUGACUCUGUCAAUGGAAGGGACAUUUUUGAAGGCAGACCUGAAAAGGCAUUAAAUGUGUUGAAGUGUAAAAUCUUCAGGUACAAGUGCUGCCUUGCAACCAUAAAUGAAGGUUACCACUGGGUCUUGAUGAUAAUUUUGCCAAAAGAGAAGGAACUUAUUUACAUAAAUUCAAUCGAAGAGCUGAAAGAAAAGCAAGAACGAUACUUACAUUUUUGGAAUCAGUUCCUUCAAAUGCGUCAUGCUAAUGGCACAGACAUUGAGCCACCUUCAGGCUGGCGUAUAACAACCAAAGAGCAUACAACGCAGGUUGACAACACAUCUUGUGGAGUGUUUACUUUAAUGUUUGCAGAAAAUUACAUCAGUGGAAAGAAAUUGUUUCUUCCAAGUGAAAAUCUCAAGCUUUUCCGACAACAGAAAGGGAAAAAAAUAAUCAAGUGUGCAGAGGUGCAUCCAUCCAUGUUGAAAAGCCAUGCAAGUGUGCAUGAUGCUUCUUAA
Messenger RNA from Dreissena polymorpha, 834 nucleotides. RefSeq lists its product as uncharacterized. Gene Ontology annotation, biological process: proteolysis. Lineage: Eukaryota; Metazoa; Mollusca; Bivalvia; Myida; Dreissenidae. The transcript is spliced from 8 exons. Bases 1 to 834 code for a protein of 277 amino acids. Gene Ontology annotation, molecular function: cysteine-type peptidase activity. The record is from RefSeq and is a predicted model, not a curated record.